This is a messenger RNA of Phyllopteryx taeniolatus (common seadragon), 8693 nucleotides long. It is a transcript of the gene ncanb, whose product is annotated as neurocan b. Gene Ontology annotation, molecular function: hyaluronic acid binding; calcium ion binding. Bases 126 to 4001 code for a protein of 1291 amino acids. Gene Ontology annotation, biological process: cell adhesion. The record is from RefSeq and is a predicted model, not a curated record. NCBI's taxonomy places the organism in Eukaryota, Metazoa, Chordata, Actinopteri, Syngnathiformes, Syngnathidae. The transcript is spliced from 16 exons.
UUUUUUUUUUGGAUGCCCUGUGGCUCUCUGCCACUUGCAUCGCAUCCAAAGGCUCCAGCAAGGCUGCGAGCAUCGCGCUGCAUUCCUUCAGACCAGACCUCACCUCUGCUGGAAGGCCUUGCAGGAUGUGCGACGUGAUGCCUUCGUGUGGACUGCCGAACCUGCUGCCCCUCCUGCCGCUGCUGCUGCUUCACGCUGUCAGCCAGGGCUUAAGUGACGCUGACCCUGUGGUGAGCAUGCAUAAGGAAAACCAUCAGGGCAUAAGUGAGGAACUGUCCAAGACGGCGGUGCUCCCCUGCCUCUUCACGCUGCGCCCCGGGGCCGCUCCAUCCCACGAGCUGCCCCGCGUCAAGUGGACCAAAGUGUGGGGCCAGCGAGGCUCGGACGGCUCGCAGAGGGAGCAGUCUGUCCUCGUGGCCAAAGACAAUGUGGUCAAGGUGAAGAAGGCCUUCCAGGGUCGGGUAUCGCUGCCCGGUUACAGCGAGAACCGAUACAAUGCCAGUAUGGCUCUGAUGGGCUUACGAUCCAGCGAUUCCGGCCUGUACCGCUGUGAGGUCGUGGUGGGCAUCGACGACGAGCGAGACACGGUCCCACUGGAGGUCACAGGCGUGCUCUUUCAUUACCGCGCUCCCCCCGACCGUUACGCCCUGUCCUUUGCCGACGCCAAAAGGGUGUGUGCUGAGAACUCUGCGACCAUCGCCACGCCGGGUCAGCUGCAAGCCGCCUUUGCUGACGGCUACGAGAACUGUGACGCCGGGUGGCUGUCGGACCAGACCGUACGGUAUCCCAUCCAGUCGCCUCGGCCCGGUUGCUAUGGCGAUCGUGACGACUCACCCGGCAUCCGUAACUAUGGCAAUAGAUUCCCGGACGAGCUGUUUGACGUCUACUGCUUCGCCAGGCGACUACAAGGGGAAGUGUUUCACUCCACAAUGGAAGAGAAGUUGAAUCUGGCCACGGCCUCCACCCAUUGCCAUUCGCUGGGAGCCCAGCUGGCCACCGUGGGCCAGCUCUACCUGGCCUGGCAGGCCGGCCUGGACCAGUGCGACCCGGGCUGGCUGGCCGACGGGAGCGUGCGCUACCCUAUCAACGUCCCACGGAAGAACUGCGGUGGGGACGAACCCGGCGUGCGCACGGUCUACAGCAACCCCAAUCGGACCGGCUCCCCCGACACCACGGCCAUGUUUGAUGCUUACUGCUACCGAGCCCAGCAGGCUGCAGAUGUCCACAUCUCAGAGGCCCUCGCUUUACUCCACCCCUCCAUCCCAGCUCCACAGGCUGACUCCUCACUCGGUGACACCCAACAGGGCGCCCCAUUUUCCGAGACCCCUGCUUGGACCGCCCUGGCAGACCCGAACGAAGCGGCCAUGAACAACUCCUCUGACAUUUCCGACGAGCACGUGGUCAUCCAUUUGAGGCCCGAGCAGGGUUGGGAUGUGCAACAAGAUGACGUCCCGACCAGCGGGUCCCACGGAAAGGAACCCGACGACCCUAAAGACAGCAAUGCGCCGGCAGAGCUGGAGAGCCACGGAGGUUCAGCCCAAGAGGAAGAUCCUUCUUUUGAUACUUUCCCAUCAGUGGCCUCCACCACCGUCAAACCACACACUAGUAAAAGCGUGUUGGCUGACAUUGUCAACACGCUGAUGAAACCCUUCAAGUACUGGGUUGGGACAGGAACCUCCAACAGGAACCAGACUUUCAGCUCCCAAGCAAGUGAAGACAAGGGCGGCAGCGACAACGCCAUCCCGGAGCACGGGAGUGAUGCUUAUCCCUCCAGGCUUCUCCAUGCGAGUGGAUUACAGAGUGCUUUGGAGGGUCUGUCCGAGCAGGAGAAAGAGGAGGGGCCGCUGGUUCCAUUAGUGCCUGCAGUCAAAAGCGCAGGGCAAAUUGAGUCCACUACGCAGAUGGAGGGCAAAUUCACUGAUAAUGGGAUAACUGCACUGGGCCCUGAAGGCAAAUCAAGCCCCAGUGAAGGGGUCAAGGUUCGAAAAGCAGGUCCGGCGUGGGCCAUCAAGUCAGUAGGGCGCUUCAGAGGAGGCUUUCCCAGACAGCGCACUUGGGAACCUCUGGAAGCCAAAUCGGGGCCCCUUGAGAUGAUAACCCUGCCUGACUCCUUUCAACAGGACACAUUGGAAAACUAUUCUGGUGAGGGGAGCGACCACGAUGGAGAUGAGGCACAAACAACUACUGCAACUGGGACAGAUAAAAAAAAGGAGGUAGAGGGGAGCAGUGAGGGUAACAGUUUUACUGCCAACUUUGUUAAUACUGUUCCCAGCAGGAAUGUCAAGCUCAGUCCAGAAUCUGAGUCUUCAUUACACCAAAGCCAGAGUGAACUUGUCACAGUGGUUGAACACACUACUUUGUCCCGGUGGCAGCUCGUGGCGCAACCAACCACCACCACCUCGCCUCAAACGGCCGAGGAGGCCAGGGGAGAGAUCAUCUAUGUCCACCGGCCGACUGAAUACCUCUCUUCUGCUUUUUCUUCUUCUUCUUUGUCACAAAGUGGAGAAAAUGGUUCUAGUGGUGCCUUCACUCCUGUUCUUAAGAAGCAAAGGAAAGGUGCGGGUAGAAAGCCUGGUCGUGGUGCAGCCAAGGUGGUCACUUCCACACCAGAGUCCUUGAGGGAUUUACUGACCACCACUGAGAUCACAACGGCACAGGUUCUGACAACAAGAGACACUCCGAUCACAGAUCCUGAAACCACAGCAGCCACCAUUGAACUUUCCUCCAAAAGCUCCUCUGCACAGGAACCAUCCAUUUCUAUCUCAUGGAUGGAGAUGACUACGAGCAACUUGGAGGGAAACUUUUCUAUGGAAUCAUCGACGACAACCGCCAGCCAGUUGGCAAGUGUUGGGUCAGACACAAAGGACACCUUUACAGAAAUGGAGUCCAGAUUGGCAGUGUCUGAGUCCUUUGUGUUUGGAAGUCGUUGGACACCUUCCAAGGGCUACAAGCCGAAGUCAGAGGAACACAAGUCUCCAGUGGUGACGGACAGCAAAGGCAUGAGAAACCCUUUUGGCAUCUUGGUACCCAACUGGGCUUUUGGAUUCAUCCCACCAGUGGAAAACAACCCUUGCCAGACCAACCCAUGCCUCCACGGAGGGAGCUGCUUGCAGGAGGGCGAUGGCUAUAGCUGCUACUGCCCGCAGGGUUUCUCCGGGGAGAGCUGCGAAAUCGACAUCGAUGACUGCCAGUCGAACCCCUGCCGCAAUGGAGGAACUUGCAUCGAUGAGAUAAACUCCUUUGUGUGUCUGUGUCUGCCCAGCUACAGCGGCGCCACGUGCGAGAGAGACACGGAAGGCUGUGAGCAUGCAUGGCGGAAGUUCCACGGCCACUGCUACCGCUACUUCAGCCGCCGGCACACAUGGGAGGACGCUGAGAAAGACUGCAGGGAGCACAGCGGCCACCUGGCCAGCAUCCAAAGCGCGGCCGAACAGAACUUCAUGGGAGGUAUCAGUCACGACAACACCUGGAUUGGCUUAAAUGAUCGCACGGUGGAGGAUGACUUUCAGUGGACCGACAAGAUGGACCUGCAAUACGAAAACUGGCGCUCGAACCAGCCCGACAACUUCUUCGCAGGCGGUGAGGACUGCGUGGUGAUGAUUGCACACGAGAACGGCAAAUGGAACGACGUGCCGUGCAACUACAACCUGCCCUACGUCUGCAAGAAGGGAACAGUGUUAUGCGGAGCCCCUCCUCACGUGGAUAACGCCUUCGUGGUUGGCCGGAAGCGCUCUCACUACGACAUUCACUCCACCGUGCGCUACCAGUGCGCCGACGGCUUCCAGCAGCGCCACGUACCGACAGCCAAGUGUCGCGCCAACGGCAAGUGGGACGAGCCAAAAAUCAUCUGCGCAAAAUCAAACCGACGGGCCCACCGGUACCGGCGCCACCACCACCACCACCACAAGGGCAGACGGGAGCGCAGGAAGCACAAGCGGCACGGCCACCGAGACGGCGGCCACCGCGACGCCCACCAGGGCCUUAAGCAAGGCCCCUUCUGAACCAAACGAGCGAAAACCCCAACAUUAUCCCUUCUUCUUCUUCUCCUCCUCUCAUUCCGUCAUUCCUCUUUCCUCUCUUUAUUUCUCACCCCCCUCCCUCAGGUCCCUCCGGCCCCCUCCUACACUUUGGAGUCCCCCCUGUAACAUAGGAAAUUCUGGGACAAUAGCUGGGACGAUAGCCGAUCCCUUUGUAUCCCUUUUUAUGUUUGUUUUUUUCUCCCCGUUUUCUUGUCUUACUCACACGCUGCGCUUGAGUACACAUUGUAAAUAACAUCUCUUUUGGUUGUUUGUUUUCUUGACUUUCUAGUUUUAUUUGGUUGGUGUUUUCUUGUGUGUGUGUGUGUCACUACUCAUUCCAUGUGUUUGGUGGUAGUAUCGGCGCCGUGGUAGAGGUGGGAAAAGUGCCGGAAAUGUUUUUCUUCUUUCGGAAAAAGAUAGCACGAACUAUAAUCCUAAAAUGGUUCAGUAUCAUUUCAAACUCCUAAUACAUUACCCUUAAAAAUAAAUGGCGGAGGAGGAUCUUAUUUCGAUGCACCUUAUGUGUACAUGUACAUACGGAGAAGACUCUCCGUAACAAGCCAGGCUAAAUUUAGCUCCUCCCCAACAUACAAAGUUUAUCUCUCAGUCAAGAUGUAUCGCUUCACCAUCCAGUACUUCCUUGGAUCAAUUUCUGUUUAGUGCUCCCCCGCAUAUUCGCCAUUCGCUAGUUGCUACUUUCAGAUUUAGCUUUUCCGAACUUCCUACUUUUUUACAGGACCCUGUCCUCGCUAUUUGCUGUUUUUGUGCUCAGGCCAAAGCCCGGUAUAAUAUUUAAAUAUUAUAUCUUGUGGCAUCUUGGUGCCAAGGAACUAUGUUGAAGUGAGUUGACGAACUUCAUGUAGUACUUUGUCGCCAUCUUGUGGCAUCUGUAGGCAAUUCUAAACCUGUUUAGGGCGGAUGAUAAUUACUCACGGGCUUUCGCGGCAGGGGUCAGUCGCUAGCACUGCACUCGUUUUCCUGUGCUUAGGCGCCAUCAUGUGGCAUUUUAGGGCAUUUCCGAAAGAACACAAGAGAUUUUCAGCAGAACUGCAAAAAUAAAUCAAAAUGAAAAAAAUAACGUGAUUGGGAAAUGUUGAAAUAGUAAACUGCAACAAUGCGAGUCUUUUCUGUAAAUUGGGUCCAUCGAUUCUGCUGGAUCUCUGUAACCCCUUUCAGACCUUCUGUAAAAGCCGGAAUUUUCCCCACCUCUUUUCCUUGUGUUAAAAAGCAGUUCUCGCCGCUCCAGUAAGUAUUUUAUACAGCAGACACUGGCUCUGACGUCAUCUAAUUGUCUGUUUGCGUGAUGCUGUGUCUUUGUGCAAAGGUUCUGCAAUUUUGCAGAGUCGCCGAGUGACAGAAGCAAAGACUGCGUGUGCGUGCAUGUGCAUCGAUGUCGGAGAUAAAUGCUCCCUCAUGUGGCUCUAAAUGCAAGAUACAAGAAGCCGUUUGCUCCCUCUUUCCUGACAGUUUGCUGUGGGGGGGGGGGGUUCUGCCUCUUCCUCUAAAUCCAGCAGUUAAGGCUUUAGUUUGUGGGAUUAAGUCCACGUCACUGACUGAAGUAUUUCUUAUCCUCUUCUGAUACUUUUACUUAGCCGCCUUUCACUUACUUUUAAUCUCUGGCGCUCAGCAGACACAAGUAUACACUCUAGCAGCCCCUCACUCAGUUUGGAGCCUGUUUCCACCAAGUGGUACUGUUUGGUUUUGAAGUUAAACGUUGUGAAGGGUGCCAAAAGGCAUGUUUCGGCCAGUUGAUUCCAAUGCCAAAGGUUUUGAGGGGCACCAAAAAGAAGGUUUCUACAAAAGUGGUCGAGUUUGGUUCUGAUGUUAAUCUUUGCAAAGUGUACAAAAAGGCGUGUUUCUACCAAUCAGUACUUUGGUUCCAUUGUUACCAAAAGGUACCAAAAGAUAUUUUCCAAAAAUCAGUACAGUACACUUUGGUUUCAUUGUCAAAGGUUCCAAAUACAGGUUUGCACCUGUUGGAAUCCAAUAUUGAAAAUUGUGAAAGGUACCAAAAGGCAUGUUUCCACCAAUCGGUACAAUCUGGUUCGCUUAUUAAAUUUUGAAAAGCGUUCCAAAAGCUCUGUUGCCACUAAUCGGGACAGUUUGGUGCAGAAGUUAAAAGUUGCAAAGGUUGCCAAAGGGCAUGCUUCCACCCAUCGGUACAGUUUGGGUCUGAUGUUAAACAUUGCAAAGGGUACCAAAAUGCAUGCUUCCACCAAUCGGUACAGUUUGGUUCUGAUAUUGAAGGUAGUUAAGGGUACAAAAAGGCCUUUUUUUUUUUUUUUUUUUUGUGUAGGCAUUUUUCCAUCAAUAGGUAUGGUUUGGGUCCAUAUAAUCAAAAGUUACAAUGGGUACCAAAAGGCAUGCUCCAAAGUUAAACCUUGCAGAGGCUACUAGAAAACAUCUUUGCAACAAGCUGUACUGUUUGGUCUUCUUGUCAAACAUUGCAAGGGUAAAGGGUACCAAAAGGGAUGUUUCCACCAAUUGGCUCCAGUCUAAAACCGUGUGAAAUUCAUCUAGUCAUCAAUCUGUACGUUAUGCUUUCAAAGUUAAACAUUGCGAAUGCUACCCAAAAACCGGUUUCCACUAAGCGGGUCAGUUUGGUUCCAUGAAACAUUCCAAUUAUUUACCAUUGUAUUAUCUCACGAUUCUCUGUCGAUAAAUCAAAUGACAGCAGCAGCUUAGGCCGCGCCCUCCUUUGUGAGGCCAGUACGCCAUCCAAAGGUUGCUGAAAAGAAUCCGUUUCUUCUCACCUUGGUAGUGGGAAUCCCAACUGCUCCUGCACACCUUCUAUCACUUGAAUUCAUCUGUGCAUGUUUAAUUAACAAUACUGAUUAUCUGCAGCACCGCGAGGUGCGCGACUCACUUGGACGGACACGGUCCCGUGAGGUCGCUCCAGACACUCGUCAUCGUCAGGCCAACACAAGCGUGUGCGAUUUUUUUCUGUGCAAGUUUAUCUCGGUGAGCAGAAAACACGCAAAAGACAAGACUAAUUCAUGCAGAAGGAAAAGCUGAUUGUGAGGGAGAAAAAAAGGCAAGAUUAGAUCACAAUUUAGAUGAAAUCGCGUAUCUUUUCACAUCUGUUUUGUCCUCACGCAGAGACGUGUUAAUUGUCAUUAGUGGCAAAUCAAGACGGCGUAUUAAGGCGUCACUGCAGAAAAUUCCUUUCGUUUUAUUUCUGAGGAAAGACGUCAUUGUCACCAUUUCAUGAGGAAAAGCUCAUUAGGAGAAUAAUGUCUUGGCUUUACAAGGAAUUUCUUUUUUCCAAGAACAACUUCAUUUUACACUGUUGUAUAUAGCAAGAAAAAGAUGUAACGUGAUGCGAAUUGAUUCCCAAUAUUACAAGAAAAAAGAAGUUUAAGAAAAAGACAAAAGGUAUGUUUUCGUACAAGAAAGUUUCAUAUAAUUAAAAAUGAAAUUGUAAUCUUGUGAGUACAAAGUCAUGAUAUUACAAGUCUUCAAUUUUUCAAGCAAAGAAUCUAAAUCCUUCGAGAAAAGUGAGUUCAACGUAGACAUUGUAUAAUUGUGGCUUCAUUCUCAAAAUAUUUUUUUUCUUAGAGGAAUAUGACUUUAGUCCCUUGAAAUUAAGGAGGGGAGCACUAUUUUCUUCCUCACUAAAUUACGCCUUUAUUCUUGUAAUAUUUCAACUUUUUUCCUUGAUAUUUGUGUCUUUAUAUUUGUAAAUAUCACUUUUUCUCGCAAUUUUAACAUUAUCAGCAUUAUUGUCAAAAUUGUAGGAAUUUCUUUUUUUUUUUUUCCAGAAUUGCUAGUUUUUUUCCCCACAUUAAAUAAAAUCUUGUAUAAUUAUGAUUUUGGUCUGGCAAUAUUAUGACGACGUAAAACAAAUUAUGGGGGCAAAAAUUCUAACUUCAUUCUCAAGUAAUAAUUUUUUUCAUGAGGUUUUCUUUUUUAGCAAAAUGUCAACUAUCCUCUGUUAUGAGACAAUAUUCUCAAAUAAUUGUAGGAUUUAGUUGUAUUUUUUUCAUACAAAAUUGUAUCUCAAUUUUCAUAAUACUUUGAAAUAAUUCUCGGAAUAUUCUGACUUUAUUCUUUUAAAAUUCAGAGGUUUCGGAAUUUCCGAAUUUGUUCAUCGAAACUUUUUAUCUCCCGAAGUUAUGCCUUUAUUCUUGUAAUAUUUCAAUGUUUCUUAUUAUUUUGUGUCUUUAGUCUUGUAAUAUAACAGCAUUAAUCACGGAAUAUUUGGAAUCUAUCUUUCAAAAUAAUCUAACACUUGGAACUGUUCUCAUGACAUUCAACUUUUUUUCACUGAUGAACAUUUUGUUCUCGCUAAUUUUUGUUUUUUUUAAUUGCGCAAAAUUCGAAAUGUGCUCUUGUAAUGGGAAACAUGUUUUGGGUUUUCAAUAAAAAUGUUGACUUUGUUCUCAGAAUAUAUUAUGAUGAAAUAACUGCAAUCUACCGGGCAUGAAAUAUAGACAUUAUGUGCAGGGUGAAAAAUCUCCUCCUUUGCCAUGUAAAUACUUAUUUUAAACUCUGGAUCAUCAUCAUCUUGCAGCCUUUCUUUUCUUGAACAAGCAGAAACAAUACAAGAUCAGAGCCCGUGUAUGUGUGCGUGUGUGCGUGUAUGUAUUUAUUCAUAUUUAUUGACGUGUCCAUUGUAUUCUAUUCUUUACCAGCCAAACGAUCAUUAAAGCAAACCCUUGUUUGGAUCUGUUA